AUGUCGAACAUCAUCCACAAGGUCAAAGACGCUCUCACCGAUCACGGUGACAAGUCCUCCAGCACCCACCACGACUCGACCAAGUCUUCCAACUAUGGUCCUCAUGACAGCAACAUUGCCAAUGCCGCCGACCCUCGCAUCGACAGUGACCGCAGCAACUUGAACACCCAUAAUACCACGACCACUGGUCACUCUUCCACUCAGCCUCUAGUCACCGGUGCUGGCGUCAACACCUACGACUCUGCUCGCUCCUCCAACUAUGGUCCCCAUGACAGCAACAUGGCUAACAAGGUCGACCCUCGUGUCGACAGUGACCGUGAUGGUCGUGCUGCAUAUGGCGCUCACACUACCUCCACCGGUGUUGGCUCCACUGGCCUGGCUACUGGUACUGGUGCUAAUGCCUACGAGUCUACUCGCUCCUCCAACCACGGACCUCACGAUAGCAACAUUGCCAACACCAUGGAUCCCCGUGUGGACAGUGACCGCAGCAACCUGGGCACUCACGGUGCUCACUACACCACCGCUGGUACUACCUCGACUGGCCUAGGCUCCCACACCUCCUCUACCGGCUUCGGUUCCGGCAUGGCUACUGGCACAGGCGCCAAUGCUUACGAGUCUACUCGCUCUUCUAACCACGGCCCUCAUGACAGCAACAUGGCCAACACCAUGGACCCUCGCGUUGACAGUGACCGUAGCAACAUGGGCACUCACGGCUCCCACCAUCACUCCACCGGCCACUCUACCGGCCUGGGUGUUGGGGCUGCUGCCGGUGCUGCUGCAGGCGCCUACGGCCACCACGAGUCAAACCGCUCCUCCAACCACGGCCCUCACGACAGCAAUAUUGCCAAUAAGGUCGACCCCCGUGUUGACAGCGACCGUGACAACAGUGCUGCCUACGGCUCUCACACCGCUGCUACCGGCCUUGGCUCAACCGGCACGACCAGCCUGACCGGCCACCACGGUACCCUGGGAGAUCGCUCUCAGCACGCUGCCACCCACUCGACCGCCACCGGCCCUGCCAGCUCGACCGCCGGCCCCCACGAGAACAACCUCGCCAACAAGGCUGACCCCCGCGUGGACAGCGACCUCAGCAAGGAGCACAGCGGCCGCUUCGAGAAGGAUGUGCACAAGGGCAGCAUUGGCGGUGCCGGUGUGAUCCCCAUCUCUGGCAAUGCCGGUCCUACCUCUACCAAGACCUUCGAAGAGGCUCAGCGUGCCGGCGCUGCCGGUGCGGGUAGCAGCUACAACACCGCUGGCAGUGGCCUUGAGCACAAGAAGACUGCUGGUCCUCACAAGAGUGAUAUGGCUAACAAGCUUGACCCUCGUGUGGACUCGGACCUUGACGGAUCCAAGACCCUUGGUGGAUCGCAGCGCGCUUAA
Molecule: messenger RNA, 1380 nt
Organism: Penicillium cataractarum
Lineage: Eukaryota; Fungi; Ascomycota; Eurotiomycetes; Eurotiales; Aspergillaceae
Exons: 1
Coding region: 1-1380 (459 amino acids)
Source: RefSeq, a predicted model, not a curated record